AUAAAGCUGACGCCAUCCACGUUGAGGACAGCUUGACGCUGCAACGCUGGUAGAGCGAUUGUAUAUGAGUUGGAUGUUGUUAUUUUUCCGUUUACGUAUUUUUCUCUGGCAUCUCCAUAUAUCUCUCGUAUUGUGCUCGCCGUGAUCGACUUUUGAAAACCCUUUCUCUUCAUUUCCACAGUUCUUGAACACUGCUGCAACUUCAACUUGCGACCUGAGCUCACAACCCUGAGAGAUCAACUGCAGACAGACUGAAACAUGGCGCCACCAGUUGACCCCAGCACCCGUAAAAGGGUGUUGCGAGUCAUCUUCUUUUCUCUUCUGCUAGACUUAAUAUCUUUCACCUUCAUCCUCCCCCUUUUUCCGAAGCUCCUCGAGUUCUAUCGCAACGCCGAAGCUCCCCUUGAGCCUGGCGCAGAACCAUCCAAGACACUGCUGUCGAACGUGCUCAGCUAUCUCAAUGCCUACAAGGCGGCCUUUGCGCGCCCCAUCGACUCCCGAUAUGACAUCGUUCUACUGGGCGGGGCGUUGGGGAGUCUCUUCUCUCUUCUCCAAGCCGUCGCUUCCCCAAUUAUCGGCCACCUUUCCGACAAGUACGGCCGGCGUACCGCCUUGCUCGCUAGCAUGGCGGGAAACAUCCUCUCGGUGCUGUUGUGGGUGAUGGCAGUCGAUUUCCGGACGUUCUUGGCUUCGCGCAUUGUCGGCGGUCUCUCCGAGGGCAACGUACAGCUUGCCACCGCGAUAGCUACCGACAUUUCCGAUGCGAACAGUCGAGGGUCGACCAUGGCCCUGAUCGGCGCGUGCUUCUCCAUCGCCUUCACCUUCGGCCCCGCAUUGGGCGCCUGGCUCAGUUCCAUCGCCACGGUGGCUGCCAAUCCGUUUGCGACUGCUGCCGGGGUAUCCCUAUUCUUGAUCGUCGUUGAGACCGUGUAUCUCUAUGUCAGCCUCCCCGAGACGCUUCCCUCGUUAACCAGGACGGACAGCGCAGCCUCUGCGGGAAAGAAGGAAGCAAAGCCAGCGGCGGUCCCGGUGCAAAGGACGAAUUCGCAUUUCCUCCUCAACCUGGUCCACAUGGCUUUCCUGCUCUUCUUUUCUGGCAUGGAGUUCUCGCUGCCGUUCAUGACAUAUGACCUGUUUGGAUACAGCUCGACCAAGAACGGGAGACUGCUCGGAUUCGUGGGCCUGGUUGCCUCUAUUUUGCAAGGCGGCGUAACCCGCCGGCUGCCACCCCUGCUCUCCGUCCGGAUCGGCGUGCUGGCAUGCCUCGCCGCUUUUAUCCUGCUUGCCCGUAUCUCUACCGUAUCGGGCCUCUACCUGGCCGCCACAUGCCUCGCAACCACGUCUGCAACCGUUGUAACCGGGUUGAAUGCUCUCAGCAGCUUCGAGGCUGCCGAAGAUGAGAGGGGAGGUAAAUUGGGCAUGCUGAGAAGCUGGGGCCAGCUCGGUCGUGGCCUUGGCCCUGUCCUCUUCACGACCAUCUACUGGUGGGCGGGGCGGGAAGCAGCGUAUAACAUGGGCGCUCUCGGUAUUGCGGGCGUGAGUGCGUUAGCCUUGCUCGGGUUGAAGACACCACGGGGGUCUGUGAAACAGGGAACUCCAUCCAAGGCGCUGGGGGACAAGAAGGAAUUAUGAGCUGAAAGUCGCAUCAACUCCGUAUGUGACGGAUGGAUCUCGAAUAGUACUGUACAAUAGUUAACCACAACUUUGCAUUAAGAGGCUGGCCUAGAUAUAGACGUAUGCGACAGCGUCGCCUUCUGUAACACUGCCAUGGAGCCUAACGUUG
This is a messenger RNA of Chaetomium strumarium, 1783 nucleotides long. RefSeq names its product major facilitator superfamily domain-containing protein. The record is from RefSeq and is a predicted model, not a curated record. Gene Ontology annotation, molecular function: transmembrane transporter activity. Gene Ontology annotation, biological process: transmembrane transport. The coding region runs from base 259 to 1632 and encodes 457 amino acids. NCBI's taxonomy places the organism in Eukaryota, Fungi, Ascomycota, Sordariomycetes, Sordariales, Chaetomiaceae. Gene Ontology annotation, cellular component: brush border membrane. The transcript has 3 exons.